AUGGACGCCUUCGAGUAUAAUGCAAAUCCGGGCCGUGUCAUCUUCGGCAGCGGUACUAUUCAAAAGCUCCCCGAUGAAAUUGCGCGGCUCAACCUAAAGGCCCCGCUGGUCCUGUCAACACCGCAGCAGGCCGAGCACGCGGAGACGGUUAAGUCGGUUCUCAAGGGCCAAGUAGCUGGCAUCUUCUCUGAAGCUACGAUGCACACCCCUACCCAUAUCACAGAUAAGGCCGUCGAGUAUGCAAGGGCCCACGGAGCGGAUUUGGUCGUCUCCAUCGGCGGUGGAAGCACCAUUGGUCUGGGCAAGGCGAUCAGCAUCCGGACCGGCCUUCCUCAUAUCUGCAUCCCGACCACAUAUGCUGGUAGUGAGAUGACUCCUAUCUUGGGAGAGACGGCGGACGGACUGAAGAAGACUCGCUCGGACCCCAAGAUUCUCCCCGGGACGGUCAUCUACGACGUCGAUCUUACCAUGACUCUACCUGCGGCGAUGAGUGCCACGAGCGGUGUCAAUGCUAUUGCCCAUGCUGUCGAGGCGCUGUAUGCCCGCAACACAAAUCCCGUCAUCAAUCUGAUGGCUGUCGAAGGUACCCGGGCACUGGCAUCUGCCCUUCCAGAGAUCGUCGAGAACCCCUCCUCGAAAACUGCUCGCUCGCUGGCUCUGUACGGUGCCUGGCUCUGUGGUACUUGCCUGGGUAGCGUUGGCAUGUCUAUCCAUCAUAAACUCUGCCACACGCUCGGUGGCAGCUUCAAUCUGCCUCACGCAGAGACGCACACGGCUGUCCUGCCACACGCUAUCUCUUACAACGCUCCCAAUAUCCCCGAGGCUACGAAAAAGCUCGCAGAGGCGCUUCCGGACAGCAACGGCGAUGCUAUUCACGGCCUAAACGUCUUGCUCGACAAGCUCAAGGUCAAGCGGGGUCUCAAGGAGUUUGGCAUGAAGGAGGAGGAUAUUGACAAGGCCGCAGACAUCGCUGUAAGCAAUCCGUAUUGGAACCCUCGAGACAUUGAGCGUACUCCUAUCCGGGAGUUGAUCCGGAGGGUAUGGGCUGGCGAGCCGGCGAGAGCAGAUCUCUAG
This is a messenger RNA of Aspergillus fischeri NRRL 181, 1074 nucleotides long. RefSeq names its product maleylacetate reductase. Gene Ontology annotation, biological process: protein histidyl modification to diphthamide. The coding region runs from base 1 to 1074 and encodes 357 amino acids. Gene Ontology annotation, molecular function: metal ion binding; alcohol dehydrogenase (NAD+) activity; 2-(3-amino-3-carboxypropyl)histidine synthase activity. The transcript has 2 exons. Lineage: Eukaryota; Fungi; Ascomycota; Eurotiomycetes; Eurotiales; Aspergillaceae. The record is from RefSeq and is a predicted model, not a curated record. Gene Ontology annotation, cellular component: mitochondrion.